GAUCUCAUUUUCUUCUUUCUUUCUUAUGCGAUCCUCUCUCUCGAUCCAAAAGGCGAAUCAACCGCCGAUUCAUCUGAAGAUCGUAAAAAUCAUUCGAUUCAGCUCGUAACCAACCAAAACAGUCAAAUAGCAGCAACCCUAAAAGCUAAAAUCCCUCUAAGAGCAAAAGGGCCACUGGAAAUAAACCGCCAUGAGACCUCGAUUUACUCAGAAUGUCUAUCUGUUGACUCGCUACACACAUCUCCGCUGCUUCCACCAUACUCAUCGCCGAACCUUCAGUUCUUUCCUCAACAAUUUUUGUUCAAAUAAGUUCGGCGCUCGCGCCACUCCUCUCGGCGGCAACAGUGGUGGAGGCGGAACCGGAGAUUCCAAAGGUAAUUCCAACAAAUAUGCUAUGAAGCUCUUGUACGUAGUUUAUAUUAUCCUGAGAUUACAAUUGAGAAUCGUUUAAUUUGCAUCUCCAUUGUUGCAUUCUUCAAUUGAGCAAAAAUGGCUACUAUUCUUAUACUUGGAGCUCUUAAUGCUAGACGGCUCUAUGAAGACAAGAAGAUCGAAGAGAAACGGGAAAGGGGAAUUGAACUUGAGUUCCACCAAGAUGUUAAGGUAAAACUCUUUUUUGCUCUUGUUCUCUUAGUCUUCAAUGUCCAUAAGUUCUUGAAUCGUAAUGUCCUGAGAGCACGAUAGAGUAUAUACCUUGUUUGGAUAAUACUGAUGUGAUCAAGAAGCUCAAAUCGACUAAGCGAGGUGAGAUAUUCGAGCGUCAUUCUCCUGCGAAAGGUAAAGGCUUGAAUUGCUUGGUUCUGCCUCCUACAGGUUACCGUCAUCCAGUUCCAUGGCCUAAAAUCAUGACGAGGUGUGGUUUAGCAAUGUUCUUCGUACUCGGCUUGUUAGAGACAAAGGAGGUCAGAACUGGAUUUCACGAGAUAAGAACAAGUUCAAUCAAUGGCUCUUCUAGGUUAAAAUCCAAUGGAGGAGCAUCUGAGAUGCAAAAAUCUACAAGCUGUUCUAAUGGAAGUGAGACUGUGGAGGGAAAAGAGGUGACAAACGAGCAAAUGGUAUCCGCAUCUGACACUUCAUUGCCUCUUGUGACAGUUCCUUCUCCUCAUUUAGCAAAGAGAAUGGAGUCAUGGAGUCAUGUGCGCUACUGGUCUGUGUGUACAAUACUCUCUUCUGGUCAUGUCUCUUUUAUAUUCACAUUGCAGCUUAUCUAUUUAAGAUUCUCGUGUUCUUACAACUGAAAAAAAGAUGAAACUGGAGAGAAGAAAUUCUGAUAGGGUUCUCUAGUGGAAGGGAGAUUUUGUUUAUAGUCCUUAGUGGAUUGAUUUGAUUAGUUUAAUAUUAAGUAUAUAAUAAAUUUAAUUAUAAGCAACUUAGUAGAGGAUUUCUAGUGGAGU
Camelina sativa (false flax) is the source of this 1394-nucleotide messenger RNA. The record is from RefSeq and is a predicted model, not a curated record. NCBI's taxonomy places the organism in Eukaryota, Viridiplantae, Streptophyta, Magnoliopsida, Brassicales, Brassicaceae.